Molecule: messenger RNA, 1263 nt
Organism: Chrysochloris asiatica (Cape golden mole)
Lineage: Eukaryota; Metazoa; Chordata; Mammalia; Afrosoricida; Chrysochloridae
Gene: HP
Product: haptoglobin
Exons: 6
Coding region: 1-1263 (420 amino acids)
Biological process (GO): proteolysis; acute inflammatory response
Molecular function (GO): serine-type endopeptidase activity
Source: RefSeq, a predicted model, not a curated record
AUGAGUGCCCUGAGAACUGUCGUCACCCUCCUGCUCUGGGGGCAGCUGUUUGCAGUGGAAAUUGGCAAUGAGGCCACAGAUAUUGCAGAUGACGGCUGCCCAAAGCCCCCUGAGAUUGCAAAUGGCUACGUGGAACACUUGGUUCGCUAUCAGUGUAAGACAUUCUACAGACUGCGCUCUGAGGGAGACGGACUGUACACUCUCAACAGUGAGAAGCAGUGGGUAAACAAGGCCAUUGGGGAGACCCUUCCUGAAUGUGAAGCAGAUGACGGCUGCCCAAAGCCCCCUGAGAUUGCAAAUGGCUACGUGGAACACUUGGUUCGCUAUCAGUGUAAGACAUUCUACAGACUGCGCUCUGAGGGAGACGGUAAGACCUGGAUGAGGGUCUCCAUCCUCCUCUCAUCUGCCCCACUAGCCUCCCAGCAUUCUCAUGAUGAAUGGGACCAUGAGCGACUAGCCAAAAAGUUCACAUGCUGUGUUUGGAUGUGUGGAAAGCCUAAGAACCCAGUGGCUCAGGUGCAACGGAUCAUCGGUGGGUCACUGGAUGCCAAAGGCAGCUUCCCCUGGCAGGCGAAGAUGGUGUCUCGUCACAACCUCAUCACGGGGGCCACACUGAUCAGUGAAAAAUGGCUGCUGACCACAGCUAAAAACCUCUUCCUGAACCAUACCGCUGAUGCAAAAGCCAAGGACAUCGCACCGACUUUAAAACUCUACGUGGGGAAAAAUCAGCGCGUGGAGAUUGAGAAAGUGGUUCUCCACCCUGACUACUCCAAGGUAGACAUUGGGCUCAUCAAACUCAAACAUAAGGUGCCAGUAGGAGAGAGAGUAAUGCCCAUUUGCCUACCUUCCAAGGACUAUGCGGAAGAGGGGCGUGUGGGCUAUGUGUCUGGCUGGGGGCGGAAUUCCAACUUUAAUUUUACUGAGCACCUCAAGUACGUCAUGCUGCCCGUGGCUGCCCAGGACAAGUGUGUACAGCAGUACGAAGGCAGCACAGAAGCGGAAAAGAAGGAACAAAAGAGCCCUGUUGGGGUGCAGCCCAUACUGAACGAACAUACCUUUUGUGCGGGCAUGUCCAAGUACCAGGAAGACACUUGCUAUGGCGAUGCGGGCAGCGCCUUUGCUGUCCACGACCAGGAUGAUGAUACCUGGUACGCAGCCGGGAUCCUAAGCUUCGAUAAGAGCUGUACUGUGGCCGAGUAUGGGGUGUACGUGAAGGUGCCCUCCAUCCUGGACUGGGUUCAGAAAACCAUAGCUGAGAACUAA